CCGACCACCAUUGCUCUUUCACGCUCUUUGCUCUUUCGCCUCCGACGGCAAAUAUUAGACAUCUGUGGAAGAAUUCGGCGGCAGCACCGUUAGUUAUAGAGCUGAAGAAUAACGUAUUACUUUGUGCAUUGGUUUCAAUUUAUUGUAGCAUAGUAUAAGAGAUGCCGAAAGAGCUUCCUGGAUUUUACUAUGAUGCGGAGAAGAACAGAUAUUUCCCUAUUAAGGGUCCAAUUCCUGGCUCUUCUAAGAAACGAAAAUCGCCACCGCCUAUUCUAUCCAAUAAGGAGAAAGACAAAGGGAAAUUCAUGAAAUCGAGGAGCAAUAGGUUACUCCAUGUCAGGGAGUUGUGCGGUAAAGUCAUUGUAUCCGGAAAAGGGAAAUUAAAUUUUCAAAUGGAAUUCCUGAAGAAACAAGCAUCAUGCCCUCUGAUUUCGAAGUAUGAUGGGACUCAAAGAGUAGUUGACAGUGCUUUGGAGAACUUGACUGUUGAUAUAAACGUGCCAGAGGGCCUGUCUGAAACUGAUAUUCUGUUGACAGGUGGCAUGAAUGGUUCAUUGUGUAUAUUUGAAGUUGGAAAGGUUGAAAAAGAAUUAAAUCAAGGGGUAAAAUGCUUGCCAGAUCGUGUUUGGCCUCUCAAAGUCGGAUACCGAGAAGGGUACUGUGACUCACCAGGCCAAGUCUGGAGACCCCCAGGAGCUUUUGUACAUAUGCCAUCGAAUAUAUCUUGUAUAAAGACGUCUCAAAAGCAUCCUGCAUUCGUCCGUGAAACUUCUUUAAAGCAUGUUCUUAUAACUACUCUGGGAGCUGAAUCAUCUGGUGGAACAGUCUACAUUCUGAACCUUAGUGAACCACUAGAUUUUAGUUCAAGCAUACCAACUUUUAGAAGAAGAAUUUCUGAGAUUACUUCAUUUGAGCAUACAGUUUGGACAGCAGAUUGUAGUCAGGAUCAGAAACGAGCAGUAGUAGGAACCAAUAGAGGAGCUGCAAUGUUGGACAUAGAAACAGGAGUGAAAUCCUGGGUUUGUCGGUCUAAAAGCGACAUUUUCUCCAUACAAUUUGAUAAUUCGGAAAAUGUUGUUUUAUGUGGGCUAAGAAAUGGAACAGUUUUGGCCAUCGACAUCCGUCAAAAACCAGGAGAUUUUUCUGGUAGACUUCCUCAAAAUAGAAUUCCGUGCCAUCCUGAUGGGCAUUCUAGUAGGGUUAAAAGCUCUGCUAGAGAUUCCUUCCAGAUCAAAAGGAAGAUGUACGACACAAUAUCUAUGCCUUCAUCUGUCUGUUGUUUGGCAUCUUUGAAACUUUAUGAUCAAUGUUUCCUGGCAAGCUCUAUGGAUGGAUCGAUAAAGCUUUAUGAUCAUCGUCUAAUGAGGGGAGCAAUUCAAUCUUAUGAGGGAAAUCAAAAUUCUCAUAGUCGAAUACAGCUUGGAGUUGACCCAUCAGAGACAAUUGUCAUGUCAGGUGGAGAGGACUAUCAUUUGCGGCUAUGGAGUAUCAAAUCUGGUGAAUUGCUAUUCGAAGAUAAAUUCAUGGAUACGAUCCCCUCGGUCGUAUGCUGGACAAAAACUGAAGGCCUACUGGGAGUGGGGAAACAUAUUCAAGGUGCAUGGCUUGGAUCUGAAGAAGGGUUGUUUUUCAUGGACUGGCCUUGAGGCAUGUGCUUUGGGUGGUUUCUUACUUGGAAUAUUUAGAACUUUGCACAUGACUAUCAGCUGGUUUUGAAUGAUACACAACGUACACCUGGAGAUGAAUGGAAACUGACUGACAGUAUAUGGAAGCUCGUCGACACUAAUGAAAUCGACUUUAGCUGAAAUUAGGAGCUGAGACUGAAAAUUUGGCUUGCCUCAAGAAGUUUCUUCCUUCCCAUAUUAUGCAACUUACAGAAGAGUAGACGUCUGGCACUGGAACAAUCCAGGAUUGUAGGUUGUAACUGAAACAGAGUUUUACGGAUUUGUUUAUUAGAUUAAUAUUUUUUUAGUCCCUUUGGCUAAUCAUGUAUCUUCUGGAAAUUUUAUGCCCUGAAGCAGCUGUAACUAUUGUUGGCUUAUCAAGCAUUAGCAGUUUAGCGUUCACUUUAGGUUGGAAGAUUAUAUUUGAGAAAAAAAAGAAGGAUGAAGGAAUAGUCAA
This is a messenger RNA of Nicotiana tabacum (common tobacco), 2121 nucleotides long. RefSeq lists its product as uncharacterized. Gene Ontology annotation, molecular function: protein binding. Lineage: Eukaryota; Viridiplantae; Streptophyta; Magnoliopsida; Solanales; Solanaceae. The record is from RefSeq and is a predicted model, not a curated record.